This is a messenger RNA of Neocloeon triangulifer, 1878 nucleotides long. RefSeq names its product apoptosis-stimulating of p53 protein 1-like. Gene Ontology annotation, molecular function: p53 binding. The transcript has 3 exons. Lineage: Eukaryota; Metazoa; Arthropoda; Insecta; Ephemeroptera; Baetidae. Gene Ontology annotation, cellular component: nucleus. The coding region runs from base 72 to 707 and encodes 211 amino acids. The record is from RefSeq and is a predicted model, not a curated record. Gene Ontology annotation, biological process: regulation of apoptotic process.
CUUUAAAGUGAAAGGCGCUACCAAAGCUCGGGUAAGUUUCUUACAAAAUCCACUUAAAAUAGAAAAUUUUAAUGUUUCAUUUCCAGGCUGCGAUGAGAAGGGUGAGUUUUGAUCCCUUGGCACUGCUGCUGGACGCCUCUCUUGAAGGAGAACUGGAGCUGGUCAAGAGAACAGCGACCCAGGUGACCAACCCAAGUGCAGCCAACGACGAGGGCAUCACUGCCCUUCACAAUGCGAUUUGCGCCGGCCACUUUGAAAUAGUCAAGUUUCUUGUGCAGUUCGGGUGUGAUGUGAAUGCUCAGGACAGUGAUGGCUGGACCCCUCUUCACUGUGCGGCCUCUUGCAACAACCUUCCCAUGGUCAAAUUUCUGGUGGAGCACGGCGCCUGCAUUUUCGCCACAACCCAUUCCGAUAUUGAAACGGCAGCAGAAAAGUGUGAGGAGGAUGAGGAAGGUUUUGACGGAUGCUCCGAGUACCUGUACAGUGUGCAGGUGAAGUUGGGAAUCUUGAAUCAGGGCGCUGUGUACGCCGUGUACGACUACGAAGCUCACAACACCGACGAGCUCAGUUUCAACGACGGGGACCAGUUGGUGGUUCUCAGAAAGGGCGAUGAGUUGGAGAGAGAAUGGUGGUGGUCCAAGAUUGGCAGCAAGGAAGGAUAUGUCCCUCGCAACCUUUUGGGGGUAAGUUUCAAUUAUAGUGAAUAAAAAAAUUAAACAUUAGCAAAUUAAUUUUAACUGUGAAUGAAUGUGUGAGGUAUAAAACAAAAUAAAGAGGAGUAAAAUUUUUAUCAUAUAUUUGCAAUGAUCACUUGUUUAUUAAGAUACAUUGUCACAUGUUUAAAACAAGAGUAAUGCAAUUAAACUUUUACAGAAACCCUGGGACAUGUUUUAAUUUCUCAAGUGAUUUGUUCGUUUGAUGAUUUCCAACAAAUUAAUUGCUACACAAUUUAACAAAGAGCUUGGCUUCAAUGGACAGAUUGAUAUGUGACUCUUCGUCUUGAAGUCAAUAUAUUUUGAUCUCAUCUAAGGCAAUUAAUAAAAAAAAAAUAUAAAAUAAAUUGUUCCUCAAUUAUACUUUCUUGUCGGCUGAUGAUAUUACUUUGGUCACAACUUGCUGCGUAAUAAGCAUAAGUACAAUUAUAAAUUCGAAGCAUUCAUAAUGAGUUUAUAUUAUAUCAGGUGGGGGCACAGAAAUAUCCAAGGAAGGGUAUUUUUUUUUAAGGCACAUAACCAAAAUCGUUUCUCUUAGCAAUAAUUUUAGAUUUACAAGAUUGAAUUUUUGCGAUUUUCUUCAACAACGAUAAUUGUUACAAACACUCAUUUGAGGGGCAAGUGGGGAAAGAAAAGCAGGUGCGCGAGUUUCUUGUCCGGUGAUAUAUAUCAUUUGUCUCAAAUCAUACAUGCUUGACUAGCUUAUAAACAUGAUGAUUUUAUAGGCUAGAGCAUUUUACAUAUCGUAAUAUCUGUAUUUAUAUAAAAUAUUUCCAUUUUGCUUAGUCGCGUCGUAUAUAAUAUUUAUAAUAACAUUUUUUUAUGUAUAAUACAACAACAAAUACUCAACUUCAAGUACAUUUUCCAAGUCUAUUACCACUGAUCCUUUACAUUUCAUCUUUAGUUCGCCUUUUUAUUACUCAAUCGUUUCUUUCUCACCCAUGCACUAACAAGUACUGAUUUGAAGGCACAAUUCCUACGCGCAGAUAUUUGAAUCCCACUAGUUCUUUUUUGUGUAUACUUGAACUGGUCCCACGGCUGCAGCUCUCGACUCUCAACUCGGCUCAAAGGAUGCUGUGACGGCCUUCGCGCCUCGUCCUCAACUUCUGUCAUUCCACCUUGCUCGGUUUCACUCUCGGAUAAAGCUGAGAUAAACAAAAAUUGA